UCUGCAGUCGGUGCCUAGCGUUUGCUAACGUUUCUGGCUCCUCGCAGUAUAUAUUUAUCGAUCAUUAUUGAUAUUUACCAAUUUGAUAUUUAUCAAUUUUCACAACCAUUCUCGAUAGGAUAGAGAUCUGGAGAGAAUAAUUGAGUUUUGAAGAAAAAUAAGGGGCGCGACGAGAAACGUCCACGACUCGUCUGAUUAUGUUUCGACGUAUGUUUACAUCAACUUCGCGCAGUGUAUCGCUGCUAUCUCGGCUGUGGAAUGGAUCCAAUGGUGUACUUGCGGGUAAGCAUGCCGAAGAGAAAAUGAUAUCCAUCCUGAGGAACAGGUUUCCACAAGCUCAAUUGAUUGAAGUUACUGAUGUAUCAGGAGGAUGCGGUGCUAUGUUUGACAUAAAUGUCGUUGCCUCAGAAUUCAAAGGACUAAAUACUGUAAAGCAACAUCAAAUUAUUAAUAAGGUUCUUAAGGAAGAAAUCAAAGAUAUGCAUGGCCUCCGAAUACGUACGAGUAUCCCACAAGCCUAAAUUUUAUUUUUGGACUGUUAAAUUAAUUUUAGAGAAGGAAGAAUAUCGAUUGUAAUGAAUAAUAAUGGAUAAAUAUCUUAAUAUCUAUUUCAAGAGUUCUUAAAAGUUUAUUCAUCAAGAAUUUUUUAAUUUUGGAUGAUGUUAAAAAUAAUUCUAGAUUUUCGUCACAUAUUUGAGACAAUUUGUUGUAUGAUCAGUCCAUUAUUAGCUCGAAUCUUCAUCAAUAUCUGAAGAAGGUCUGAAGAAGUCUUGUAUAAAAUAUAGAUAAUGUUAUGUAUAUUUUAUAAGAUGUAAAUUAUAUUGUGUGUUAUGCACAAAUGUAAAACAAAUUUUAGAAAAAGAAUAAGUGAGAUAAAAGUGGAAAUUUUA
This is a messenger RNA of Atta colombica, 890 nucleotides long. Its product is annotated as bolA-like protein 3. The transcript is spliced from 4 exons. The record is from RefSeq and is a predicted model, not a curated record. NCBI's taxonomy places the organism in Eukaryota, Metazoa, Arthropoda, Insecta, Hymenoptera, Formicidae. Bases 198 to 521 code for a protein of 107 amino acids.